Messenger RNA from Chara braunii, 1468 nucleotides. The record is from the annotation of a GenBank genome assembly. Lineage: Eukaryota; Viridiplantae; Streptophyta; Charophyceae; Charales; Characeae.
CCGUUUGUGCGAGCAAGGAGGCUGGAUGAUUACCCGCGAAGCCCUCGCUAUGAGGCCGAUCGGGGUAGAGGCGACUCCCGCGGCCGAUGGGAGACAGAUCAGGGCCGACGAGAUGGAUAUAGGGAUGACAGAUAUGAGAGAUCGGACCGAGGUGGAUAUAGGGACGACAGAUACGAGAGGUCGGGUCGAGAUAGCUACAGAGGAAGUAGAUAUGAAAGAGGAGAUCGGGACUAGGAACGACAAGAUGGGUCGCGCGGACGGUUUGAGCGCGGGGGAGAUGCGAGAGAGCAGCGCGAUGAGUCGCGGGGGUGGUACAACCGAGGGGACCGACGCGAUGAGUCACGAGGACGAUAUGACUCGGGGGACCACCGGAAUGAUUCGCGAGGGCGGUAUGAGCAAGGAGGGUCUGGAGGAGACCGGCGCAACUAUUCGCGCGGUCGGAAUGAGAGAGGGGGAUAUGGCGUCUCAUCAGAACCAUAUCCCAAACGACAGGGCAUCUACUCCCAGGAACUCAUGCGUCUACUGUAGAGGAGAAGAUCAUAUCAAGAGGGAUUGCCCGGACCUCAAACGGGCAAUAGAUGAGGGACUUGUCGUGCUUGACGACCACAAGUACGUCAAGUGGGCAGAUGAUCUCGGAGACGUAUCGAUGUUCCCUUCGAUGAAGGAGAAUGUCGAAGUAAGGAGAAUAAAGACGAGUAAAGGAAUGGAGCCGGUCAGGAGCCAGAGCAUCAAGAUAAUAUUUGAGGGGGAUAUCGCGACCACACCCAUAAGGGUGGCAGCCACCAAGUCGGCAAGAGGGUCUACAUCGAAGAAGACUGACACGGAUUACGUGAUGGCGGAGAAGGACGGGCAGCGGGUCGAUGGAAAGGAGGUUAUCCUUUCGCCGCGAAAGCGGGGAGUGAAGAAGUUCUUAAUGAAGAGUUCGCUGGACGAGAUUGACACGRWCGAGCCACUGAGGCGGGUCCUUCGGCAACCCAUGCAGUGCUCUAUUCUGGAGUACCUGGCGGCAUCGAAGCCGGCUCGUGAUGAGUUACAGAUGAUCACGCGGAAGACUCGCAUAUCUCUAUCGGAGGAGGAUCAGGGGGCACCCAAGGCGGAAGCUUCUACAGUAGCAGUAACGGGGGUGACUGCCAGAGCGGAUCGCAUGGCGACAGUCCUUCUCGAUGGAAUGGAAGGUGUGACUCCAGACAAGUUUUAUAUACUUGGUAGCGGGGCCGUGRAGACGAUUAUAAACGAUGGAGCGGUACUCGAUGCUGUGAUCGAUAACGGCAGUGAGGCUGUCAUCAUAGACGAGGACCUGGCAGUACAGGUUGGACUGGGCCUCGACAGGUCGUACCUAUUCGAGAUAGAGACGGCUGGUGGGAGAAAGCAAUAGAUCACUGGGGUUUGUCACAAGGCAGCCAUAGAGGUCCAAGGGGUAAGAGUGACCCUGCCUGUUUUUGCGGUCAAGAACCGUAGCUCCGACCUG